UCCUAUAAAAAUGAUGAUUUCUAACACUUUGUUUUAGUAGAAAAUAAAAGACUGAGAACAGCUGCAGCCUCAUAGUAGGUUUUACUUUUCUGUAAAUUAUAAAACAACCGCUGUGGACAUUAAUAAUAUUAAUAAUAAUUAAUAACUUAUAAAAGCUUCAACCAGCACCGUCUGUCCACCCAGAGGUCCGUUCAGUAGCAGCUCGUUCUCACUCCCAGGUCGUCAGAUACAGACACGAGUGGUGUUCAGUUAGUUGCAAUCUGCUACUUCGCCACUGAAUACUACUCGCUGCUCCUGUCUUAUUAACACUGUUAAAGGUAAAGAGGAUUUGGAGAUAGCGAAUCCCUCGCCUCACCCUCCUGUUUUGUACCUCGUUUUUUCCGUUUUCUGUUUUCUCAACAACAAACGGAGAGAACAGGUUAUUUUAUCGUUUUCUGUUUGUUUUCAAAACACAAAACGGGUUUGUUUUUGUUUUCUUUUUUCUUAUUUUCAAAACAAAAACAGAAUCUGGGUCAUUUUAUAGUUUUCUGUUUAUUUUCAAAAUAAAAGCACGUAAAACAGCUAAUUUUGGUUUUUCUCCUUUUGUAAACUGACAGUCUGUUUAUCUGCAGUGUUUGCUUCGUCCGUUCAGGUGAUUAAACACAGUGACUAUUAUAUUUCUGACUCGUGUCCUCACACUGGUGUCGGUAUAAAACAAGCGGGCCGGUCUGGGAGCCGGUCUUUGUGUUCAGGAGGUUUUCCUGCUCUCGCUAUCGGCUCAGCCGCUCUCCAAUCUCACUGAUUGUGAUACCGAACAGACAGUUUGCAUGUCUCUCGCCUGUCAGAGGUCUGAUUGGGCGACACCAAAACACGCUUGCGUCAGCACACUGCACCCCGUCACCCAGAAUGCAACUGCUCUCCGUCCUGCGAGGAAGACGAAUGGCAGACCGUGUCGCUGGCAGCGGGGUCGCCCUGCAGGGACGCCGGCGAGGACUCAGAGGAGCUUCGUCCUGCAGCUCCAGAGGACAGCAUGUGUGUUCAGGCUGCUGCUGGCAGCGAUACGCGGCUGAUAACGAGUAUCUCGCCACGGCGCUGUCAGAGAGAGGCGGCGAGGAGAUAAAAGCAGAAUGUGUGUGUGUGGAGGGGAUGAGCGGAGAAGGCAGUGGAGCUCAGCAGGAAGAGGAGGAAGAGGAGGCCUGGACCUUCGUGAGCAGACGUCUCUGGCAGCCGUCUGAUCGAUAUGAAAGCUUCCUCGCCGCCGCUGCUGCUGCUGCUGGUUGUCAGCGUGUGCCAUCGACCGGCGGGAGCCACGAAACAGGAAGCGGUGGUUUCACCUGAGGACCACGGCUCUCGACUCCGAGGACUCUGGAAGCUGCACAUAAAGGACUCGCUGCUGAAGGGAAAAGGUUCUGGUCCUCAGCCAAUCAGAGACGGGGUCAAACAGCAGCUGCUCUACUGCCGCGUCGGGAUUGGCUACCAUCUCCAGAUUCUGCCCAACGGCUCCGUGGGAGGCGUCCACAAACCCACCGAGAACUGCUGGCUGAAGGUGUUUGCUAUGAAACACGGCGUGGUGGGAAUCAGAGGAGUGAAGAGCGGCUUGUACGUCUGUAUGAGCGCCGACGGGCUGGCAUACGGGGCGGAGCGGUUUUCUGACGACUGCCUGCUGAAGGAGAACCUGGAGGAGAACCACUACACCACCUACUCCUCGGUGUCUCACCCGGCCGUCUAUCUGGCGCUGUCCCACAAAGGGGAGCUCAGGAAGGGCAACAGCGUGGGCCGCCACCAGUCCUGCACCCACUUCCUGCCCCGGAGGACGCCGUGAUCGGUACCGGAGCCACGUUUAGGAAGCAUGUUCGCUCACGUUGCGUCUCC
Morone saxatilis (striped sea-bass) is the source of this 1851-nucleotide messenger RNA. RefSeq names its product fibroblast growth factor 9 (gene fgf9). Gene Ontology annotation, cellular component: cytoplasm. NCBI's taxonomy places the organism in Eukaryota, Metazoa, Chordata, Actinopteri, Moronidae. The transcript is spliced from 4 exons. Gene Ontology annotation, molecular function: growth factor activity; fibroblast growth factor receptor binding. The coding region runs from base 1220 to 1801 and encodes 193 amino acids. The record is from RefSeq and is a predicted model, not a curated record. Gene Ontology annotation, biological process: animal organ morphogenesis; cell differentiation; positive regulation of protein phosphorylation.